AAAGUAAAAAUGUCUGAUAACAAUAAUUUGACUUUCUUCACCUAAAGACUCAUGUAACUAGAGGAUGCUCCUACAAACUUCUUUCUAUACCAUCUAUUAGGACUUUACCAUAUGGUAAGGAUUCUAUUCACUAUCAAGCAAUAAAAAACUGGAACUCUCUCCAAAAGCAUUUCAAAUCUAUUGAUCUUACCUCACUUAGUCUUUCUAGACUUAAAUUAUUUACCUGUACAUUUCUCCAAAAAAAUCACAACUCUUAAAAUAUUUUUUUCCGUAUUGCAUACAAACAAAAUAAUUUUGAAACUAUACCUAAAGGUGGCCUCCUUAGAUUAGCUUUUGCUAGUGGUUGGUCUCCUGACUGCUAUAGCUUGUAUUGUAUUAUUUUUAUUUUUCAACAUACAACUUUAUAUACAUUUACACAUUUAUAUAUUAUACUGUACAAUCUAUAUAGCAGCAAAUAAAUACUACCACUACUACUACUACUACUACUACUACUACUACUACUACUACUACUACUACUACUACUACUACUACUACUACUACUGCAUUUUCAGAACACACAUACCCACACACAAGCAAAAUGUCUAAGAGGCGUGCAAUUAAGUACACAUGCAAAAUUGUAUAAAAAAUAAAACUGUAGCAUAAUUUGUUUAUUUAUAUAUACCUUGCAUUAUUUUUUAAUUUUAAUUUUAAGCUUACUGCGAAAAAAAAAUUUACAUAUGAAAAAUUUAUUUAGAAUGAAAAAAAUGAAAGUGUUAAUUGCCACAUUGCUUUUUGUUGGUUUUUGCUUAUGUCAUGAAAAUCAUGGCCAUGCACAUGGUAAUCAUGACCAUGCACAUGGUGAUACAUUAGAAGAUGUUAAGUUCCGAUAUUCAAAGCAAGCAAAUGCUGACAACUCAGAGGAUGGUCCAGAUUUUCCACCAGUACAUGAACACCAUGAACAUAGCCACGAAGAUCCACACCACGAUCAUGAGCAUCUUGAGCAUUCCCACCAUGGACAUAGUCAUGAGGAUCCAAAGCAUAAGUAUUCCAAAGAUGCAAAUGUGCAACAUGCAAAAACGCAUGAAAAUACUCAUGAAGGUCACACUCAUAGCCAUGAAGAACAUGAUCAUAGCCAUGGAGAUCAUGAUCAUAGCCAUGGAGAUCAUGAUCAUAGCCACGGAGAUCAUGAUCAUAGCCAUGAAGACCAUGGGCAUAGCCUUGGAGACCAUGAUGAUAGCCGCAAAGGACAUGGUCAUAGCCACAAAGACCAUGCUCAUAGCCACGGAAACCAUGAUCAUAGCCACAAAGACCACAAACAAUACACUCCUCCUACGAAAGAACCUGUAUUUUGGCUGGAACCACUGUUGGCUACUGCAAUCAUAAGUGCUGCUCCUUUUCUUAUUUUGUUUAUUGUCCCACUAAGUAGCAAUUCACCUGAAAAUCAACCUUUUUUGAAGAUACUUCUAGCAUUUGCAUCAGGUGGUCUUUUAGGAGAUGCAUUUCUCCAUCUUAUCCCGCAUGCAAUAUCUCCACAUGCACAUGAUGAGCAACAUUCACACUCACAUUCUCACAGUCACAGCCACAACCACCACAGUGAUAAUCUUGGUGAUUCCCAUGACCAUACUGGGGACAUGAUUGUAGGAUUAUGGGUGUUGGCUGGUAUUAUCGCUUUUUUAGUUGUGGAAAAACUGGUAAGACACAUAAAGGGAGGCCAUGGCCACUCACACUCUCACGGAGAGCCUAAAAAAGAGGAAUCAAAAAAAGAUGACACAAAUGUCAAGAAUGAAAAGAAAAGUGAGAAAAAAACUACUAAACCUGCCAAAAAAGAGAAGACAGAAAAUGAAGUAAAAGUAUCAGCUUAUUUGAAUCUUGCUGCAGAUUGCACUCAUAAUUUCACGGAUGGACUUGCCAUUGGUGCUUCUUUCCUUGUUAGUCGUAAUGUUGGUAUGAUCACAACAUUAACAAUAUUUUUACAUGAAAUUCCUCAUGAGAUUGGUGACUUCGCUAUCCUAGUUCAAUCUGGGUGCACCAAAAGAAAGGCGAUGAUGUUGCAACUAGUGACAGCUGUCGGUGCGUUUGCUGGUUGUAUUUGCGGUUUACUUGCAGAGGGACUGGGUACGGCCGCAUCGAGUUGGAUAUUACCCUUCACCGCAGGUGGUUUCAUAUACAUAGCUACAGUGUCAGUAAUCCCUGAACUGUUAGAAGAAUCCAAAUUAGUUCAGUCGAUUAAAGAAAUCUUGGCUUUAUUAGUAGGUGUUUUUCUGAUGGUUUUGAUAGCUCUCACUGAGUGAGUAGGUAGAACAUCUUAGAGUUUAUUAUUGAAACGAAUUCUAUCUUACUUUUUAAAAAAAAGGUUUUUUUGGUAUUUAGUUUUUGUUUUAUUUAAUAUUCUAUUUGACUAGACAGAUUUUGUAUAAAACUAGAUUUUUACAUUAUCUAUAGUAAUGUUAUGCUUAGGGUGGUAUUAUUUUCAAUUAACGGUGUUAUUUUUAAUUUGUAUAUGCAAUAAACAGAUUAAUUAAGAAAUUCGACUCCUUAUCGCAGUAAAUAAGUUUUCUACGCGAUUUCUUUAUAAACUGUAUGUCAAAGUACCUAGAACGAAAAAAUUUAGCGGUGCAUGCGAAGGUGCUUGUUCGCGGAAAAUUACACAUUUUUCUUUAGUGAAAAUGUUGAGUUACAUUUUUUGCGAAUUUUUUUCGAAGCUUUCAAAAAAAACAUCCUACUUUAUAUUUUUCAUAAAAAGAAGCGAAAAUUUAAUUCAAUUUGGGUGUAAAUCCAUUUUCACCAUAUAAAUUUCGAUGUGCUAUUUUGUAUAGGGUGGUCGACAAGGCGGGAAAGCUGAAAAAAUAUUUUUCCAUCGCCCAUUCCCUGAUGGUUUUUUUUCUUGUAAAAAUUAACCACGAAUAUCUGUGUGUACACUUUUAAAUAUUAUUUCUUUAAAGUGUAUAAUACUUUUUGCAAGCGUGAAAACAAUGUACGAUGAGAAAU
This is a messenger RNA of Hydractinia symbiolongicarpus, 2967 nucleotides long. RefSeq names its product zinc transporter Slc39a7-like. The coding region runs from base 717 to 2270 and encodes 517 amino acids. Gene Ontology annotation, molecular function: zinc ion transmembrane transporter activity. The record is from RefSeq and is a predicted model, not a curated record. The transcript is spliced from 4 exons. NCBI's taxonomy places the organism in Eukaryota, Metazoa, Cnidaria, Hydrozoa, Anthoathecata, Hydractiniidae. Gene Ontology annotation, biological process: intracellular zinc ion homeostasis; zinc ion transmembrane transport. Gene Ontology annotation, cellular component: membrane.